Molecule: messenger RNA, 735 nt
Organism: Heterostelium album PN500
Lineage: Eukaryota; Evosea; Eumycetozoa; Acytosteliales; Acytosteliaceae
Exons: 3
Coding region: 1-735 (244 amino acids)
Source: RefSeq, a predicted model, not a curated record
AUGAAUGUUAAUGAUAACAAUAAUAAUAAUAAUAGUAUAAAUAAAAGUAAAAGUCAGCGUAAAAUAAAGAAUGAUAAUGAUAUAGUGGAUGUUGAUAUUGAAGAUUUAGAUUUAGAUGUAGAUGUAGAUAUUAUAGAUUUAGAUAGUGAUAGUAAUAAUAGUAGUAGUAGUUAUAAUAGUAAGAGUAGGAAUAAUGGUAAUGAGUUAGUAGAGAACGAUGAUAGUGAGAAUGAUUAUAUGUAUAAAGAUAAAUAUUAUAGUUUGGUGAUAUCCAGAUGUUACUAUCGGGUGUUCAUUCGUCAUAUCUCAAAGAUGAAAGUAGUACGAUCGUAUAUGUUCGAUCGUCGCUAUACUUUUAUUAUGUAUGAGCAUAUCAAUAUUUAUUUGAUAGAGUUGUUUGGCGAUAUCGUAUCAAAGAAUGUUCGAUUCGACGACGACAAGUUGAAGUUCAGCUUUGUCAUUGACGACAACAGUGGUGGAACCAUAGAGUGUCUGCUUACCACUGCUGCAAGCACCUCUGACCAACAACUCAGAAUUCAACAACAACUAUCGAAUCAACUGGUACUCGGUAGAUUCGUACGUCUAUGGGGAUAUCUAGAUCUGACCAGUCAGAGUUGUCCGAGAUGUAUAGUCGAUAGAUUUGAAGCAGUAGACGAUGUCAAUAAACAAUCACUACUUUGGUUACAAUGUAUAGAAUUACAUCAAACUCUUUAUAUACCCUACUCAAAACAAUAA